This is a messenger RNA of Saccoglossus kowalevskii, 3984 nucleotides long. It is a transcript of the gene Tcfap2b, whose product is annotated as transcription factor AP-2 beta. Lineage: Eukaryota; Metazoa; Hemichordata; Enteropneusta; Harrimaniidae. Gene Ontology annotation, molecular function: RNA polymerase II transcription regulatory region sequence-specific DNA binding; DNA-binding transcription factor activity, RNA polymerase II-specific. Gene Ontology annotation, cellular component: nucleus. Gene Ontology annotation, biological process: regulation of cell population proliferation; regulation of transcription by RNA polymerase II; anatomical structure development. The record is from RefSeq and is a predicted model, not a curated record.
GCGAGUGAGCUUCAAGCCCGGCGUCUCUUUUCUGUCCUUGUUAUACCAACUCGUCGCCCGAAGGCAGUAUUUUGUUUCGAAUAGGACUCGAUCCCGAGCAUUGCUCUUCAGUUUCAAUCAAUCGGCUGUUACAAGGGGAUUUGACCUCCGUAGUCAGUUCAGUGUUGUGUUUACGUGUAGCAUAGUGGGGACCAACUACUAUACUGUUCGUACAAAUACGGAAAUCGACGUUUUUUACCCAUGAUUGGACUUAAUGCACCAAACUGGACUCGAUAGGACCCAUUCGUACAACCUCUCCAACCCUAUAGUGAGAGGUGUUACACGCAGGCAUGGCUCAGGUAGGAGCCCUUUAUUAAGCGCUGCAACCUCCACCAACGUGUGUUCUCAAUAAGAGUCAGUAUAAACGUACACGAGUCGGCGGCGCACCACUCAGAAGUCUCUCAGCAAUCCAAGCAACUCACAACCGAAUCCUUGUCCUCCCGGCGGCAUGCCCUCAAUCCACUCUUUGAUUGACUCAAGCUACGGCUCCGAGGAGCGGAGUGAUCUUGUGACUGGCCACAGAUCAGGUUUUACCACAGGAACUGUCGGUAAUUCGACGUCGUCUUUCUCGUCGGCACCGAGACUGUCGCAUACUCCGACUACGGAUUUCCAACCCCCGUAUUUUCCACCGCCCUACAACAUCCCACAGCAACCGUCACAGUUGGAUUUUCACCAUCAUGUUAACACAGAUCCGUAUUCUCACCUUAAUACCCUGCACCAACCCCAACAACAUUACCACCAACUGCAACAACGCCCACAGCAUGUCUUGCGACAUAGGGACGAUACCGACCCACUGCAUCUGCAAACCAACAUGCACCCCAGCAUGUCACAACUUUCUGCAUUGGACGGUAGACGAGACUACGGUGGGGUUCGCCGUCCCGAUGUGUUAGUACAUGGAGGCCACCACGGCCUCGGGAAUCCAGACACCGAUUUGCUGCUACACGGCUCCAGUCUAGGCCAUGGGUUGGACUCAGACUCACAGCAAGCUGGCGAUGACACAGGUACCUUUAUUGCCGGUGAACACAACUCAGUGAUCAGAAAGGCUGGAAUAAGGCCGAAAAACGACAACAGUAAAGAUGGCCUGGUGUCAGGCCUUGCGUCACCGAGCGAUGUGUUCUGUUCAGUUCCUGGCAGGUUAUCUUUACUUAGUUCAACUUCCAAAUAUAAAGUAACCGUAGCCGAAGUGCAGCGUCGAUUAUCGCCCCCCGAAUGCCUGAAUGCCUCCCUUCUCGGCGGUGUACUUAGAAGAGCCAAAUCGAAGAAUGGUGGGAGACUUCUACGAGAAAAGUUAGAGAAAAUUGGACUUAGUUUGCCCGCAGGACGCCGAAAGACGGCCACUGUUACUCUUUUUACCUCGCUAGUAGAAGGUGAAGCCGUACACUUAGCACGUGAUUUUGGUUAUGUGAGUGAAACUGAAUUUCCAUCCCGCCAGUUGGCCGAAUAUUUAGCUAGACAACAUUCAGAUCCCACCGAACAGCAAACUAGAAGAAACAUGACCUUAGCAGCCAAGCAACUGUGUAAGGAACUUCAAGAUGUUUUAAGUCAAGAUCGCUCACCUUUAGGUAACACAAGACCACAAGUGAUUUUGGAUCCUGCUAUUCAACGAUGUCUGACACAUUUCAGUCUCAUUUCACAUGGAUUCGGCACGCCUGCAAUGUGUGCCGCACUCACAGCGAUACAGAAUUACUUUACUGAGAUGUUGAAAUACCAAGAGAAAGCGUUCCCCAGUGUUACCACACAGCACUCAGCUGGUUCUAAAAUGGACACGAACUCCAACAAAAACAGUAAUGAUAAAACUGGCUCAGAAGAAAAUAGGAAACAAGAUGUGGUCUAGUUGUUGUCACGUGAGCAUGCAGGUGACGAGCAUGCUGGGAUGCCUUCACCAUGCGAGGGCAACUAUGCACUGUAUUCGGGUGCCAUCGAGAUAUUUGACCUCUGACCCGAGAUCUGCCGAAAAUUCCGUCUGCGAUAUUCGGAUAUAAUAGGAACCAUAAUUAUUAAAUAUUGCGUGCACGUGCGCAGUCAUAGCGAGGCUAAGAAAUGAACAUUAUUAGUGUCAUGUGACAUUCUCAGCUUAUACGAUUGAGAAUUGAUUGUUUGUUUGUUUGUAAUUGCUUUGAACGCUGCAAAUGGAGUGACUUUUAUCGGGAUGAUUUUAAUGAGUGCACUGCUUAGCAACCAUAACCGAUUCUUUUCCGCUGCAAACUGUGUAGUAACUGUUAUGAUACACCAUCGCUAUGACAACAGCACAGCUUAAUUUCAUCCUUUCGAACAGUGAGUUAUUAUUCAUUCACAUGACUCCAAGGGUUGCCAGUAAGAGAACGCACAUUCUGACCUUUCAACUAUGUUUCUUUCUGGGUUUCAAUCUAAAUUUGCAUAUAAUUUGCAUAUGAUAAAACUUAUGCUAUAUUGGGUAAGCGUAUGCGCAACUUGAGUGUGGACGUGCUCAACAAACUUUGACUUUGAGCUAACAAACUACGUAGACAAAUUAAUUUAAGACAAUCAACAUAGUAUUGUUGAACUCUAGAUACGGUUUGAUGGUCUGCUGGAUGAAUAUUAGCCUCACAAUCACUGCGCAUGUGCAAUAUGUCCAGCACUCUCUUUGAUUGUUUUUUUGCAUUCCAAAACGUCCUGUGUGGAAUUGAUUAUCAAAUCAAACAGAAAAGAGAAAUGAAUUAAGACUAUUUUUUGUGUUUAUUUUUUAAUUUUGUGCAAACAUGAAUUCCAUGUUGACAAUAACUUAAUACACUAUAUAUAUAUGACUCUGUCGUGGUACCAAUAUUAUUGUGUUUGUCGUUUAGAAUUUUAUAAGUUUCCGCCUCAAAAUGUCAUGUGACAUAGUAGAGCGUAAGCUUACUAGUUUUGUAUUGAUCACAAUCGUUUAGAACCCUUUUAAAAAACCACUAGCCGACACAAAACUGACAAAACAAAUGGAGGAAGGCGAAUAUAAGUAUAUAUUGUGUGUAUGUGUGUGUGAUAAUGGUGUCUUGUCAACAAAUAAGUGUAGGUUUCCUGGAGUGGCCUUUGUCCAGUCUUAGUCGUCAGUGUUGUGAACGUCGCCAAUAUAUGUUUAGGAUGGUUUGUAACCAUGGUAACUUAAAAAUGUGAAUUGCCAUUUUAUGGUCAGUCUGUACGUACACAAAAAAACGAGGUGACGCAUAUAAAGUAUUCUUUGUAGGCCAAAGUUAGUUAUGGGCCACUUGAGGGGUCCAACCACGUGGCAAAUAGCCCACUUGAGGGGUCCGACCACGUGGCAAAUAGCCAUUGAGGUGUCCGACCAGCCCAAAACUUGUUACCAUUGCAUUUAUAGAAAAAAAAAACUUGAUUUUCGACAUAACUUAUAUAUUUUUCUCAAAAUAUUGGUCAUACAUAUACUUAAAUGCUAAAUUGCUUACUUUAAUUCGUUCAACAGUAUAUGUUGUUGGGAACGAGGAUAUACCCUGGGAUGAUAUCAUUCUUAAAUAGAACAAUUUGUUUCAAAAUAACAUUGCUUUGAAAUGAAAGUACUUAACGUGGCCAUGUAUUGCCUCGCGUCAGUUUUUUUUUAUAACCGGAAGUGAACUAAAUGUCAUGGGGAGAUUUUUUUAACCGACUGUUCAAUUCGCCUGAGACCGAAAAAAAUAACAAUGUCUAGUUUGUAUAACUCUUUAUGUCACGUGUAUUGUGUCACGUGCUCUUGGAAAAAAGCAACAUUGAUGUAGACUUUCAAAUGUAUUUAUUUCUUAUUGUUGUACCUGGUUUGUAAAUCGAGGUGCAAUGACGGCAGCGUGUCAAACACUACUGCCCUCUAGCGGUCGAUCAAGUGUAGCGUGCGAUAAAAUCGUAACUAUGUCACUGGCAUUUUUUUUUUCUUUUAACUCUAUUUUAUUUUGUGUAGACAUGAUGUGUUAGGUAUUAACAAUUUGGACAAAAGUACAGAGUAUAUAAUAAAAAAAAUAAAAUCAU